GACUGUACUGAUUGUUACAGAUUUGUACUAGACUGUACUGAUGGUUACAGAUUUGUACUAGACUGUACUGAUGGGAUUGUCUCUUUGUUUGGAGAUUUUUAUCAAUUAUAGAACAGACUUUGAUUUGCUUAGACUACCUCUCUGACAUAGGUUCUAGGUGGUCCAUCACAGUUCCUGAUACUAAUAUAUCAUUAAAAAGAGAGAGAGAGAGAGAGAGACAGACAAACAGAGACAGACAGAGACAGACAGAGAGAGGAGAGAGAGAGUGAGAGAGAGAGAAGAAAAAGAAGAAAUUAAAGGUAGAGUUUUAAUGCCAACCUUCUCUGUUAAUAAGGACUUUAUGCAGAACUUUACAGUAGGCUGCCCAUGUGUUUUAUGAGAUUUCCCAGGUUGGGCUGUCAUCAGUAAAUAUUCUUAAUGUAUCCACAUAAAAGAAACCCUGGUGGGGUGUUGAUUUACUGACUGGCAUGAAGUUAGCGGUUACAUUGUGGAUCCUCACAGAUCCUGAUGACCUGCAGUAAAGUGCACUGCUCUCUGAUAGAAAUAAAUAAAACGUCAACUGCAAUGCAUGUUUGAUAUAGGUGCUCAACGGUGACAAUUAGUUUUUUAUUUUCAAAGGAACCAUGUUUGAAUUUUAAUUCGAAGUGAGGGAAGUGCAGCGACUAUCAAGAUUUUAUAAAUUAAUCAGAAGAAUUGAAAUGAAGAAUGUAGAAUCAGAAUGGAAAUUUUUUGAUGAAUGAUGAUCUAAAUUGUAAGAAAAGAAUGUCAUAGUAAGGCUGACCUAUUGACCUUUGUCGGGUCCAUUCAUUUCGUGCAUGACUAGCUGUACAGUGUGUUGACAUGAUGACAUGAGGUGAAUACCCAGUGAUGUGGAACAAUGAACACAUACAUCUCAUUCACCUCGUGCUCUCUCUCUCCCUGCUCACGUGCUACCGGUCAACAAAUUUAUCAGGACUAGCAUCUUUGAGAGAUUCCUGCAUUAGUAUUUGAACCAUUUAGACAUCAUAGACAGACAUAUUGUUUGAAUUAACAUUCAGUGAGUUUCCUUGCAUGCUGCAAGAUUUCAGCAAGAAAAUGAAUCUUAGGCUGUAACAGAGAGGCUGUCCAGCAUGUUCGCAGUACGAAUCGUCACAACAGACCACUACCAGGGCCCCCCCAUCCCCGGCCUAGAUGUCCAGUAUGCCGAUUUUAGGGCCUCAGUCGUGAAGAAAGUCCCGGUCAUCCGAGUGUUUGGCUCCACUCCACAAGGUCAGAAGGCAUGCAUGCAUGUGCAUGGGGUGUUUCCGUACUUGUAUGUGCUGUAUGAUGGAACCCAGCCCUGGGACAGAUACUUACGUCUUUUUGCCAACAGUCUGGAUAAAGCCAUCAACGUAGCCCAGGGCAAUGCCUCCGCGGAGACGCAGCACGUGUACAAAAUCAACAUGGUCUCCGGAAUACCGAUGUAUGGGUUUUAUGAAAGAGAACAGCAAUUUCUGAAAAUCUACUUCUACAAUCCCAACAUCAUCCGAAGAGCUGCUGAUUUAUUGUUGGGGGGAGCUGUGUUAAACAAAGGAUUUCAGCCCCACGAGUCUCACAUACCUUACACCCUACAGAUGUUCAUUGACUACAACUUGUAUGGGAUGAACAUGUUGAAUGUGGCAGCUGUCAAGUUCAGGAGGAAAGCCCAGGAUGAGAAUGCUAACCCCAAUGACCCAGAGUCGCUCCAUCGGUCUGACCCGACCACCCCUACUUCUCCAGAUGGAUCGCUCCAGGACUGGCUCAAUAACGCAUCUCUGUCCCCGAGUCAGCCUCUCUGGAACUCAGACACCAUCUCCAGGGACAUGUACCUGGGGUCAGACGUUCUCCGACAGAGCACGUGUGAACUGGAAGUAGAUGUGGUGGCUGCGGACAUCCUCAAUCGACAGGAAGUAGAUGCUAAUGUUGGAAACAAUCCUGGUCUGGCCGCGCUGUGGGAGGAUGAGCGACAGAGGAAGAGGAAUGUGGGUCAAUCCUCCCAGAUCACCCCGCCCGCCUCCCAGGAGCGGGUUUCCGUGGAGAUAAGUGACAGUGAUCAAGCACUCUCAGACCGCUUCAGGGAAAUAGUCCUCAGUCAGCUCCCUUACCUAGACAGCCAAUCGGAUUCCAUAUCUGAAUCAUCCCAAGAGGACAUAAUUCCUUCCCAGGCAGCAUCUAGUGUGGAUUUACACUCAACACAAAACGAAGACGUGGAGGACGUGGAGGCCUCACAGAGCACUGUGAUCCUGGAGGAGGAGGAAGAAGAAGACAGGGCGGCCAUUGUGAACAUGGACUCCAUCCACAGAGUAGUCUCCAUGAGUCAGCACUUCUCAGCGACGCCUCUAUCCCAGCAAUCAGAUGAGCCCCAGGACCGGUCUCUGGCGGCACUGCUGGCUUCACUGGCCGACGACAGCUCUCCCCCUGCAACCCAGGCCGCUGCCGGUGAAGUCACCACGCUAGAGGAGAAGGACAGCAUCCUCCUGGACGCCGCUGUUGUCCCCGACGAUGAGACCACAGAAAAAGACGAGGCAGAAACUCUAGAAAUGUCACAGGUCGUUUGGGAAGAUGGAAGUCAGGACAGUGGGGAAGGCAGAGAGAGGAAGUGUGAGGAGUUUGACCUGGAGGGUCUGGAUACCACCUGGAAUGACUCGCAGGCGGUGCCAGUCAGUGAUGAGGAGGGGGACACGAUUCCUCAGUUUGAUGGCGCCAACGACGAGAAACCGCAGCCAGCCAAGAAGAGCAAGAAGAAGCGCCUGGGUACCACGGGACCGGUGGUGUCGGGGUUUGACAAGACUCCUCCCUCAGUGGGUCUGAUCUCACAGAGUGGUCCAUUCAGUCCAGAGUUCAGUAACCCACCCCAGGGGCUGUAUGGACCCAACAGUAACCAGUACCCCAGUGGAAACCAGUAUGACUUCCAAGGUCAGGGCUAUGGCAUGGAGUUUGGGACGUACUCUUACAGUCAGUGGAACCCCCAGGGAAGUUACGGUGGAGAUCUCCAACAAGGAUUUGGAAUGCAGACCUGGGGCCAGCAGACUCCCUGGAACUCCUCUAAUCCAAGCAUGCAGCAGCAGUGUCCUCCAGAAGGUCAAGGUCUUCCUUCACCUCAAGGUCAGCUACAGCCAAGGUUACAGGGCUCACACAGAAAUCUUCCACAGUCACAGAACAUGUCGAAUUCUCCACGCAGUCAGCACUCACCCCAGGGAUUACAGUCUCCACAGGGUUUAACGUCUCCACACGGUUUAACGUCUCCACACAGCUUAUCUUCACCGCAGGGCUUACCAUCACCACAUGGGAACACCCAGGGCAAUACACAGUCACAAAAUACAAGUGUCAACUCCCCGGUUCCUUUAAAUAUCGGAGCUCCUAUGUCCACCUUCAGCAGUCUGACAAGGGUUCAAGGUCAUGGUCAGAAUCAGGGACAGGGGUAUCCCCCCUCAGUAAUGGAGAGCAGGGACUCCUUCAGUGCUCUGAUGAACGAUGAAACUUUAUCCAAUAAUCUGUGGAAUUUCUCAGAAUUUGGUGGAAUUAGUGAUUCGGAUGGAAUGCUCUCUCAGGGGGAGAGCAGUAUGACUGGACAGAUUGGAACAGUGGAAAAAGCAAUGGAACAGAUGUACUACCCACAGAACCAGCCAAACUUCCUGUCUCAGGGCAGCCAUAGCAUGACCUCCUCUCAAGGUCAUCUCACUCAGUUUUCCUCGGGUCAGCCAGGGAUGACAUCAACCCCAGUGGGGGGUUCUCAGAACAGCCAGGAGAGCAAGACUCAACAGGGUGUGAAUUCUAACUGCUCACAAAUUUUUCCAAGACUGGCUAUUCAACCAAGCAGCCAAACUUUCUCCAAUUCUCAGAGUGGUACCUCUCAGGGUCAUUACCCAGAAUUCAGCAGUUAUUCUCAGCCGGAAGGAUUUUCUCAGCACAACUAUUCAAACACUUUCUCAUCUUCAUAUUCAAAGUAUUCUUCGCAGACUAGUCCAAAGAACAGUACACUUUCUGUAAAUGAAUGUGGUUUAACCUCCACUCCAUUAGAUACCAGCCAGGACAGUGCGAUGUCCAACAGGAAUUAUAGUGGUCAAGAAGCUUUAAGCAGUAAAAGUCGACUAAGUGCUGAACCCAGGGACUUUAACACCCAGCAGUAUCACAUGCCUAGUGGGGGGAAUUUCAGUGGAGACUCUGAUGGAAGUCAGCAGAACUCCAGUUUUUCUAGUCAUGCCUCCUCCCAAUUUUCUAAUUCCCAGCCUCUCUAUCAAUCCGGAUCCCUAUCUCACGUCUCGGACUCACAGAGAAGUGAUAAUGCCAGCUCCUCUUUCUCCCCUCACUCUCACUCAUACAAGGGACCUCAGCCCAGCGGCCAGUGUUAUAACUCACAACCAAACCUCUCCACCCCUCACUGGGGGCCACACAUGUCUACUAUCAAUGACAACCCCACCACCACUGUCAAGAAAAGGAGCUCCAAAAAGAAAGAGAAUGGUGGUACAACGACAGCCACAACCAAGAAGAAAGCCACCCCCAAAAAGUCCACAAAAAAAUCUAGUAAUGAGGGUCCAAAACCUCCAUUGGACUCCCCCAAUCAGUCUUCCCUGGGCAGCAUAUUACAGGCGUCCUCUCUGGGCAGUGUGUUAAAGAAGUCCAACUCCUUCCAACCACGAGGGGUACCCUACAGUGGAGGGAAUUUACUGGAAAAGCUACUGCUGGCAAAUGAGGAGGAGGGCGGCAAACUCAGGAAACCUGAACCGUCUGUUCCUCCCUGUAAAUCGCUGUCAUCCCCAGGGUCCUUACUCCACACAUCGACAGAUUCCACCUCACCUAAGAGUGGAUCAAGCAGUUCGUCACAGCCUUUCUCUGAUAAAUCUGAAAGUUCAAGGGGUCCUACAACAAACAUCAAUUUUUCUUAUCAGAAUUCAUCAGGACCUUAUCAAACCAAUCUUGGACCUAAAAAACCUUCAGGACCUCAUCAGACACCAUCAGGACUGAAUCAGAAUUCACCGGGACCUCCACAGACAUUACAAGGACCUCAUGAACCAUCAGGGCCUCAUCUAACAUCAUCAGGACCUAAUCAGAACACAUUAAGGACUUACCAACACCCACUAGGACCUCUCCAGACACCAGUAAGUCUUCCAGGAUCUCGCCAACCAUCAGGUUAUCACCAGAAAUCAACAGGACCUAAAGUAUUACUGCCUGGACCUCAUAUUUCACCAUCAGGAUCUCAUCAGUCAUCAGGGGGACCUCAAGGGAUACCACCGGUACCUUAUGAAGGGCUAUCAUCUUCAUCUUAUGAUAACAAGCCUUGUUAUCUUUCUCCAUUCCGUGAGAACACACCAGACAAAGACCGGCAGCCUCAGACCACGGCAUCUCAUUCUGUGGGCUCCUUGUUUAGUUUACAAAACUUGGUGUCAAACGUUUCACAGAAGACCAAAUUCGGCCAGAGUGUCAGACAGAUCGCCACAGAUGGGAAGCCUUACUCCUGCUCCGAGUCUGAGCUAAGGAGCUACAUUCAGAAGAACUUGGGACCAGUAGAGGCCUCGGAUUCUGUGGAUGAACUUGGUAAGAGUGUGGAUUGUGAAGUUCCUAUACGUAAACCCACCAAUGUCUCAGAACUCAUAAGGAGUAAAGUAGAAUUGGAAUCUCGCAAAAAGCGAUCAACUUCAGCAUCCGAAACGCCCAACCAAGGGAGGAGACACUCCGUUCCUAGUGUGAGUGAAAAUCGACCAAUGAACAGCGGCCAGACUAAUCCAGGCAGCAUCAGCCAUCCCUCCUACCCCAGUACAGCAGACGGUGCAGUGUCCAGUAACUGUAGCAGGGGCUCUGUAACAAGUGUAGAUAGUUUUAUUCGAGACAAACUUUCAUCCGAUUCAAGUCAGCCUGGACAUCAGGCCCUUCCAAAUUCAGUUUGUCGAGAAAGAAAUAAGUCUUUCUCUAGUAGCUCGAGUGGGGUGUCCGCAUCCAGCAAUGAAAUUGUAUCAAGAGAAAGAACUAUGUCAACCUCUAGUGUAAAUAACAAUCGCACAGAGUUCUCGCGCUCACUGAAACAGAAAUCUGUGAACCGCCCAUCCAUCGUUCGGUCAUUCAGUACCCCAAAUCCUCAGAAAAUCAUUCAGCCAGUGAAGAGGAAGCGAGGGAGGCCCCGCAAGACUGAAGUUACUCCUGUGGCGGUUCAACCAACCAAGUAUACUUACCGCUUCACCGUCCCUGCACCAGCUCACAAACACCUCCAAUUCAUCGAGCUGAGUCACCAGUCGCCCAGAAAGAGGGUCCAGUAUGUACAAAUGCAUCCUAUGGACGCCAGGAGAUACAGUCUGUUGAAAAUUGGAAGAGAGGUGGUCAGACUGAAGAAGCUCUCGGUGAAACAGCUAGGUAAGCUGGGACGUUCGGAUAGCCCACAGGAGGCUGAACCAUGUGUACGAGAUAACCCACAGCAGGCUGAACCGUGUGUACGAGAUAACCCACAGCAGGCUGAACCGUGUGUACGAGAUAACCCACAGCAGGCUGAACUGUGUGCUGAAUCAUGUGUACAAGCCGUCAAAAGAGGAAACACCAUGCCCUUUGUCAGUGAAAAGAAGGCUUACCCAAGUUACGAAGAACUACGAGAGGAAGUGGCCAAGUCCAAAGGAGCCACGAAAUUGGUGGCAGAGAGUGAGAAGCCUUUUGCUGAGCUAUGGUGUGUAGAAGACAAGACGAGUGGACCACAACAGAUUGAAAAGAUCACCCUGGCCUCCAUUAUUGACAAAGCCUUCAGCUCCAUGGAUACUGAUGAGGACUGUGUUGGAGAUGGGCGGAGACUUGGUGAAGACUCAGUGAGUAACAGGAAGGCUCAAAACCAGCGAGCUUCUGAUGACAAGGGCUUACAGAGCAGAAAGGAGGACAGGCUUAAUCUGCUUGAACCGACGUCCAAGUAUCAGGGCCAGUUCUAUAAGUAUCUCCAGAGAAAUAGUGAUGCACCUAACCCAAUGGAUAAUAGAACAAUGGAACAACUUGGAUAUUCCACCAAGAUGGCCUGUAGUAAAGCCGUCCAACAUAAAAAGAAGCCGAAUCCACACAAAAAACUCCCUCUUGUGGUUGACCCCAAUGGCGAAGAUUUACCUGACCCUGUGUUACAAGACGUCAGUUUGAUGAAGGCCUCGAGGGGAAGCAGUAUUCCCGUACAGUCACAGACGCCAGUCACCGGCAGAAGUCCCUUCAUGCAUCAGUCCGUCCCUGAUCCAUGCCAACUAUUAAAUUCUGACGUGUUGGACCCAAGAAUUAAAAGCAGUUCUAAAGACUAUGAACACUCAAUACAUGAGCAAGAGGAGACUGACACUCAGGGCGGGUCAAAAAUGAAUGAGAGUAUUGAGAAGGACAAAGGUCGAGACAAAGGUUGGGAGCUAGAGUCUGUAACACAAAGGAGAGAGGAUGUUGGUUUAAUGGAGUCACAGUCAUCAUUGGAUUCACAGCCAAGUUCAGCAUCCAAAUCAGAUAGCAGUCAAAUGGACCAGGAUAUCUCUGACCAGAUACCAACACUAACCAAGGAAAUAGAAUGCCGGACAGAUCUUCUUGAUGAUAUUGGGCGCAAUUCAUCGACAGCAAAAUCAUCAGAAAAUUUGUCCCUGAUAAAGUCCAACCUAUCAUGUCCCAAACUCAGUGUGUCUGAUUUCACUGAGACAAAACAACCGCAAUCAUCAAAGAGUGUUCUCAAUUUGUCUGGGAAUCAGAAUACUCCCACAAUACCUCAAAACAGCGAGAAAUGUGUGGAGUCCCUGGGGGAAUCUGAAAGUGGCCCCCCGAGUAAUACAGGCUCAGAUCUGGAAAACAUGCUCCCAUUGUCUGAAAACAAGAGUGAGCCAGAAACACAGAGCAGGAACACUUGUGUGUUUGAAGGUCAUAAAUUUGAAGGUCACAUGACCAGGUCAAGGUCCUCUAGUGAGAGUAACAGUAGAUGGCAAACUAAUGAAGAUGGAGUGAAGAAAAAUCACAGUGAGACGGACGUGGAGAAAACAAGGAAAUCUGUCCGCAUCAGCCGAGAAAGUCGGAAAAGGAAACGAGAGAUACCAGGUGUGGAUUAUUUUGUAACGGGGAAGUUCAAGGGUCAUAAACGAAUGACAGUUCAGCUAAACAAGUUAAAUAUUUCAAAUGGAACUGUUGUCAAACUGUCUCAAGUUUUCUCGCUUAAUUCACUGUAUCAGAAAAAUGGGUCAAAUCACAAAACCGUUCAGGCACCAGAAAUGGCCGCACAUGAACCGUUUUGUGACAAUAUCUUUGAAAAAUUUAAAUCCUUUCAAGACUCAAAAUUUUUCGGAAAUAUCGUCUCUGAUGAUUCAUCCAAAGAUUCCACUUAUUUUCAGCCACGAAAAAGUCGCUUGUCGCUGUUAAAAAGAGGCCGUCCAAAUGAUGAAGUGAUAGAGAUCAGCAGCUCCGAGGAUGAGGGCCGAGGGAAAAAGGUGACAACAGCGACAGAAAAGGAAUGGGGUAUGAACGAUUCUGUGAUUUGUGUAGAGGAAGAUGAAUAUGAUGAUGAAAUGGAAGAUGAAAAAGAAAGUGAUGAAAACAGUUUAAGUAAAACAGUAAAGCCUUCUCAGAAAUUCAUUAAGAAAAAGAAAAAGACAAAUAAGUGUAGAAAAAUCCACACUGCAUUUAAUGGAGCCAGUUACAGGACACGGAAACGGCGAACUCGAUCCUGCUCAGGGAAAUUAAUGACGAGUCUGUCUGUUCUACAUCAAGCUACCCUGGCCAAUCUCAUAGACUCGCCUCUUUCUUACUGUGAGUCCACCGACGAUUACAGGACCAAGUAUGAUGAUGCUCUGUUUUCAAUGUCCCUUUAUUCACCCCCACCCCCCGAUGAGUUGGAGAAAUCUCCACCCAGAGCACAAAGCCCUACAGAUCUGAAGGACAUUGCUGGGUCCCCAGAGAUAACCAAUGUAUUCAGCGAUCUUUGUAAGGCCAUGAUGUCUGAUGACGAGAGCCGAUCACCAGUUUACUCACCAGUCAAGACAAAGAGGUCUGUGUUAGUGAGACUCAACGAAUCCCCAUUAAAAAUACCACUUGGUGAUAGUUUUGAGGAACCUGAGAUUGGUAGUGAAAAAAUACAGAAGGGCAGAGUCAGUGUUUUAAACAUUCAUGAUGUAAAGAGACAGGGAAAUGAUGACAAAGUCAAGGAAAGUUCUGGAUAUAACAAUGUUGGAUCUGGACAUCAUCUUGACCGAUCCAUGGAACCUGUUCUGGAUGAGCCUCUGAGAGAUGAGGAACAUGGUGCUCAUUCCUCCGACACUGACAGGGAUAACCACCGCACUGAACAAAACACAGGACCAAGGCUUGGACCAUUACAUAUCAAACGUAAAGCCAUAGUGAGGCUACGACCUCUGACUGAUCGAGAAAUACAGAGCUACUGCUUGAAUCCCGCUGGGGCAGGGAAGGAAAACAUCCCCGUUGUGAGUGAAAGGGAGAGUGUCUCCCCUCCCGAUCUGGGACCGCCCAUCAUUCCAAAGUUUGGUAAAGAUCUGAAACAGGAACUAGAGUGUCCACCUCGGCUGAUUAGGAGCGACUCUUAUAUUGACUUGUAUGAAGAUGAAGCCCCUGGUUGUUUAGAUCCAGGUUCUGCCAGGGAGCAGGACUUAGUGACAUCAAAUGAUAAGUUCAGUGAAGUGUAUCAUGCCAAGAAAUUAGCACAGAAAGACCACUCAAGGAAAGUGAAAGGAAGUAAGGAGGAGAGCGUGCCAAACUCUGGGAGUAGUGAAACCUCACCGGGAGGUCUGUCCCCUACAAAGCUAGGGGCGGGCAAUAAAACCGAGGGUGGUCAUCAGGAGAAGACAACUCUGCCCCGGAGAAGGCGACCGUCCCAGCAGGGGGGUGGAGGAGAGAGGAUUCCCCAUUCUCUCACUCCAACAAAGAGGCAGGUCCUCAAACCCAAACAUCCCCCACCAAGCCGCCUAAGGGUGGAGGGGACGGCCAAACAGUAUGGGCUUCAGUGUGUGGUCAACCAGGACGCAUUCUGUAGCAACGCCAAUGAUGUGCCGGAGAAACCCAGGGAGGUGGGAGGUCGAGUUCUGACUUUACAGAAUAAUAGGGUGACCAGUUUCUUGGAGUACCUGAGCACUGUGACGGGGGAGGGGCUAGCCGCCUUCAGACAGAUCUUGGCGGCCACAGACCGGAUCCUCCCCUCUCAGACAGACAACCAGACUGUGAUGGACUCCAUCACCAGGGACCACAACCUCAGGUGCUCACUGCUUGGUGACCGGCGAGUUACCAUGGUACCCUGUAAACUACCCCCAUCUCAGGCCAAGGUCAGACUCUGGCUGGAAAAGAAAGAGCUCUACAGGAAACAAAGACGGAAAGAGAAGGCCCAGAAACAGCAGCAAUGCAACCCACAGGAGAACCAGCAAAGCAACUCACAGAAGAACCAGUUUACCAAAAUUGUUCCACUAAUCCAUUACUCACAGAUUAAGGACAAAGACACUGUAAGAACGCCAAAAACUAAACUAAUUACAAAAGAAGUCAGUUUUAAUGAAACAGCAGAAAUAUUCAACAUGGAAGAUGAGGUUUCCCCAGGGGAAAAGAAUGGUGGGUCUUGUGACAAGGAGGGAACAGAGUUAUCUAUGGAGGAAAAAUCUGGGUCAGGGAUGUCAUCACAGGAGUCUGGGGAUGAUAUCAUUGGCCCUUCCCCUCCCCAGCAGACUUGCUGCUCCUUCAGGAGAGAGGAGGAAGAGGUGAUUAGCCCCUCCCCUCCCCAACUCACUCAUCACUCAUUCAGGAGGGACACAGCAAACAUUAUAAGCCCCUCCCCUUCCAAACUAACGAUGCCGUCAGUCAGAAGAAAUUCCCAACAAUCAGGGAAAUCCCUCACUUCCAAAUCAAGGUUAAGUCAGUUGUCAUCUGAAGAAAAGAAACAGUCAUGUGAUGCUGUAAGAAGGAAUUUGAUUGGUUCGGUACAUAGUACGCCUGUGUCUUCACGUGAUCAGAGAUCUCUGCUAGAAACGAUCAACGUGACCCCAAUAUCACACAGUACAGACAAUGACCCGGAAAACCCCAGGAAGAGGCUCGAGACCCCGGGAGUUUUCCUUACCCCAAGGAGAGUCCCUCUUCCCAGUAAAGAGUCGGUUGAGAAGGGGGAUCCCAGGCGAUCGCUGAUGUCCUCGGCAGACAUGAGGGAAAUGGCGACGCCCACCAAUUCCAAGGGGAACCAGUCACAGAUUGAUGGACCAACCCCCAAAAAUUCCUUUGGAUUCAAAGUCAGUCAACAUGACUUCCAGAAGGCAAAGGCAUUACAUGAGGUACAGAACUUGACAGUGAUGAGCCUGGAGCUCCAUGCCGAGACACGCCGUGACCUGAUGCCUGACCCCGAGGUCGAUCCUAUACUGGCCGUGUUCUACAACAUCCUCAAUGAUGUCACUACAGACGCCCAACAGCGGGACAUCACAGGCGUGAUUCUAGUCGACAAAAAAUCAAAGGAGAUCCAGAGUGCAAUAAAAAAUCGUAAAAAGUCCACGCAGCCUGACCCGCCCUCUCCACAACCCUCCACAUCACGUGACACUGGGUCGGAGGUCAAGCCGUCCCCCCAGCCGUCCACGUCCCGACCUCUCAGUCCACAGCCCUCCACAUCCCGGGCUCCGACCCAGAGAGGCAAGAGGCCCCGGUCAGUGAGCCCCAUCCCUAGCCCUGGGGCUAAAGUUCCCCGGGGAGAGGCUGAACACACCUUGUUACAAAAGUCAGGGGUGGACGACCUAGACGUGGUGUAUGUAGAAAAUGAAGAGGAGCUGUUCAUGGAGGUCCUCAAGUUAUUCUCCAGAUGGGACCCCGACAUUCUGGUUGGGUUUGAGAUUCAGAAGUUUUCCUGGGGGUACUUAUUACAGAGAGCCUCCCAGCUGAGUGUCAACCUGUGUGCUCAGAUGUCCCGCAUCCCAGAUGAGAAGAAGAAGAGCAGCUUUAAGGCGGAGAGUGAUGAGUGGGGGUCUGACCACUCCUCGGAGAUCCACAUCGCCGGGCGGGUCAUCCUUAACCUCUGGAGGAUCAUUAGACAUGAGGUGACAUUAAACAUUUACACAUUUGAGAACGUGGCUCAUCAUGUGAUACACCAGAGAGUGCCUCACUUCAGUCUUCAGACCCUGAACUCCUGGUUCAAACACAGAACACACCUUUACAGAUGGCGCUUCAUUAAGUACUACCUAACUCGUGUACAGGGGAAUCUAAAAGUCAUUGACCAGCUGGAUUUGAUAGGGAGGACCAGUGAGUUUGCUCGAGUGUUUGGGAUUGAGUUUUAUCACGUUCUGUCCACAGGCUCUCAGUAUCGAGUGGAGUCCAUGAUGCUUAGGUUAGCCAAACCAAUGAACUUCAUCCCCGCCUCCCCAAGCGUUCAGCAGCGAGCCCGUAUGAGGGCCCCCGAGUGUAUUGCCCUGACCCUGGAGCCUGAGUCACGGUUUUACGCGGACCCGGUGGUGGUGGUAGAUUUCCAAUCCCUUUACCCCUCCAUCAUGAUUGCACACAACUACUGCUUCUCCACCUGUGUGGGGCGACUAGACCUCCUAGAGAAAGCCCAUGAGGGUCCUAUUGAGUUUGGAUGUGCACAUCUCCGUAUUUCUCCAAAGACUCUAAACAGGAUCAAGAACGAUGUUACGGUGUCCCCAAAUGGAGUUGUGUUUGUGAAGGAACACGUCAGGAAGGGGAUCAUCUCAAAAAUGGUAGAGGAGAUACUGAACACGAGAAUCAUGGUGAAGAAAUCGAUGAAGGAGCAUAAAAAUGACAAAGGGCUGCACCGUCUGCUAGACGCGCGACAACUCGGACUCAAACUGAUUGCGAACGUCACGUACGGAUACACCGCUGCCAGUUUCUCCGGGCGGAUGCCCUGUGUAGAGGUUGCUGACAGCAUUGUAAGAAAAGCAAGAGAGACCCUAGAACGAGCCAUCAAACUAGUAGAAGAGCGACCGGAGUGGGGGGCCAGGGUCGUGUACGGGGACACGGACAGUAUGUUCAUUGAGAUGAAGGGUCGCAGUAAAGAGGAGGCAUUCAGGAUCGGACACGAGAUCUGUGAUGCUGUGACGGCCAUGAACCCGCAACCAAUCAAACUUAAGUUUGAGAAGGUUUACUAUCCCUGUGUGCUACAAACAAAGAAGCGAUACGUUGGGUAUAGCUACGAGACCCUGGACCAGAAGGAACCAGUUUUUGACGCCAAAGGAAUCGAGACAGUCCGGCGAGACUCCUGUGCUGCAGUAUCCAAGAUCCUGGAGCGAUCUAUCAAGAUCCUGUUUGGUUGUAAGGACGUUUCCAAAGUAAAGGAGUACGUGUUAAGACAAUGUCGCAAGUUCAUGGAGGGCAAGGUUUCCAUGCAGGACUGUGUGUUUGCCAAGGAAUACCGCGGAAUGAAGGGCUACAAACCAGGGGCCUGUGUCCCGGCCCUGGAGAUAGCAAAGAAGCUGCUCCGACACGACCGACGUUCCGAGCCCAGGACGGGGGAACGAGUCCCGUACGUGAUCAUCUACGGCAGUCCGGGUCUGCCACUCAUACAGUUGGUGAGACAGCCGGGGGAGGUCCUGUCUGACCCCGCACUCAGGCUCAACGCCACAUACUACAUUACCAAGCAAAUCCUGCCACCGCUUGACCGAGUCUUCUCUCUGCUCGGGGUCGACGUCUUCUCAUGGUACAACGACAUGCCCAAGGUGGUCAGGGUUGUCCCACAGUCUUUGAUGGCCCCUGACCAGCGGAAAGGAACUAUAUCUCAAUACUUCUCAGCCACUAACUGUCCAGUAUGUGAUAAACAGACCAAUCAGCCGAUCUGUAACAGCUGUGUCAAGGACCCACAGCAUGUUUGUGUCACUCUCUGUGAUAGGAUCAGGAGAUGGGAGAAGGUUUAUCAUGACCUGGUGCAGGUGUGUAACACCUGUAUGGGGGUCAAGGAUGAGAGUCAGCCAUGCGUGUCUUUGGACUGUCCAAUCAUGUUCCGCCGUGUCCUCGCUAAACAGGACGUACAGAAAGGGACACAACUCCGGGAGGUGGUCAACAAAGUCUUAGAUUUCUGAUUCUUUUGGAAUAUAACUGGUAGUGUUGAAUUCAGGAAUGUUAUGUGGACAGUUUCAGGAACUUUAUGGUGUUUUUUACAGAGGAGACACCUGCUCAUUAAAUCCCUCUUUGUCUUAAUGAAAAUAGUGAAAUUACUGAAGCAGAACAAGAAACAGCUUCAAGGAAAUGUCUACCCCACAGUUUGCACAGUCAAGGCUUCUGUUUGCUGUGUAAUGAGAAGACAAUGUUUAUCAAUGAAACUAAACUACCUUUACUAUCAGUAUUGUGAGAACUAUGUUCUGCAAGUUUAUAAGAACACAGGGUUAAUACAAAACUGUGAUAUUGGGCUCAACUUAACAAUUUAUAUAUGCUGUCAUGGACAUGAUAUACAAUGUAAGCUUACAAAUUGAGAAGAAACUGUUUAUUCUAUCGGCUUGGUGACAGAGAGACAUGAAGAUCGACUGCUUAGGCUGCUUUAUGUGUGCUUCCAUAAGCUGAGAGAAACUCAGCACUUUGACAAGCUAGAUCAAAGAGAGAAAACUUAAUUCGACUGUUUUUAGGAGUUGGACAGAGCAUUACUUGACUAAUUUUUUACAAAACAUUUCCUCAUUCGUUCAUCAUCUUCAUCACAUGAUGUAAACAUGACAGGUUCAUGUAUCCUAGUUGCUCAAGCUCUGGCUCUUUAUUGUUGCCAUAGUUUUUUGACUGUCAUGGUUUUGUAUUGUUGUCAUGGUUUUGGUCUCCAUGGCGUUUAUCUGUGAUAAUUACUGCAGCUAUAUUGGACUUGAAUUUUAUAGACAUUGUAGGUGCUUUAUUUUGUAGAAUAAUUGGAGAUGUAAAGAUGAGAUGUGGGUUCCAUUUUCCUUGUACUUUGUUUAUGAUAUCAUUUGUCCAUGUUUUAUAUCUGAUAUUACUUAUCCCCUCAAGAUCUCACACUGAGUGACUGUGUGUACAUACACAUUGAGUGACUGUGUGUACAUACACAUUGGGUGACUGUGUGUACAUACACAUUGAGUGACUGUGUACAUACACACUGAGUGACUAUGUGUACAUACACAUUGAGUGACUGUGUGUACAUACACAUUGAGUGACUGUGUGUACAUACACAUUGAGUGACUGUGUGUACAUACACAUUGAGUGAUUGUAUGUACAGACUACAAUGGAAUCUGUACUUUGUGUUACAUUGUCCAUUGAAGAGUGUUUUAUUGACCCGUUACUGUUGUAAGGUCCAUGGCUUGUUCUGUUUCUUCUUUCAUAUGUUUAUCUUCUGUUAAUGCUUACUUGUUGUAGUGCUUGAUGAUGAGAGUUCACUCAAUGUUGUGAUAAAAAUGAGUUACCUCCCUUGUUGGAACUCUUCAGCAAUUUAUAUGUAUAUACAUUUUUCCUGAAAUGUAAAAAAUAUAAACACAUGAAAAAAGUUAGAAUUAUCAUACGAAAUAUCCUGCCUGCAUAGUAAGAACAAAACAAAUUUUAACCACAUCCAUAAUUGUUUUUGUUGACUCAAUUUAGAUUAUCUGAAAAAAAAUCAAAAGGCUUAAGGAGUUUUACAUUUGGCACUGCUAUAGGAAACAGGAUAUUAACUUCUCCUAUAGAGGAGUUCCUACAAGGGAUAUUAUUUGUUAUAAAUUUUUUUUACCAAAUUUAGUGCAUGUAUGAUAUUUGUUAAAUCGUUAUAACAUGUAUAGGUGGUGUAGAUGCUUCUAGGGUUUGAUUAUUGACAGAAUAUUCUCUGAUCAUGUGGUAAAUCUGAUGUUGGUACAAGUGAUUAGGAAUGUUUAUGUAUGUAAAGCUGUGGUGAAAUGUGAGCAAAGUGAAAGUUCAUAUGAAUAUUUAUAUUUCUUAUAUCAUGUGAUGAAUCUGUUCAUAUAGAUAUUUUGUGUGUGUGUGUGUGUGUGUGUGAGAGAGAGAGAGAGAGAGAGAGAGAGAGAGAGAGAGAGAGAAGAGAGAGAGAGGUUGCUCAAUUGUUGUAGUGCAGUGAGUACUUAGUAAGUGGACAGUAGCUUUUUAUAUUUGGUUUACUAAAUGUUGGAAGAGUUGUGUUGUCUGUGUAAAGAAACACUACAUCACUGCCAAUAAAUAUAGCAUACAAACUGUC
Molecule: messenger RNA, 16042 nt
Organism: Magallana angulata
Lineage: Eukaryota; Metazoa; Mollusca; Bivalvia; Ostreida; Ostreidae
Exons: 34
Coding region: 1110-13967 (4285 amino acids)
Biological process (GO): double-strand break repair via homologous recombination; error-prone translesion synthesis
Cellular component (GO): nucleus; zeta DNA polymerase complex
Molecular function (GO): DNA-directed DNA polymerase activity; DNA binding; nucleotide binding
Source: RefSeq, a predicted model, not a curated record